Messenger RNA from Pteropus alecto (black flying fox), 2272 nucleotides. RefSeq names its product FAM20C, golgi associated secretory pathway kinase (gene FAM20C). The transcript is spliced from 10 exons. The annotation marks the transcript as partial. Gene Ontology annotation, biological process: protein phosphorylation. The record is from RefSeq and is a predicted model, not a curated record. Gene Ontology annotation, molecular function: protein serine/threonine kinase activity. NCBI's taxonomy places the organism in Eukaryota, Metazoa, Chordata, Mammalia, Chiroptera, Pteropodidae. Gene Ontology annotation, cellular component: Golgi apparatus.
GCGCGACCCCGCGACCCGGCUCACCGGCCGCUGCUCCGAGACCCCGGCGCCCGCCGGUCGGAGCCGCCCCCGGGCCCGAGCGAGGACGGCUCCCUCCUCGCCAGGCUGUUUGAACACCCGCUGUACCAGGUCGCGGUCCCCCCGCUAACGGAGGACGACGUCCUCUUCAAUGUGAAGAGCGACAUCAGGUUCAACCCCAGGGCAGCGGCGGAGAACCCCAACUGGCCACAGGAAGGUCCCGAGGACGAGCAGCCCUCGCCCACCGGGGAGGCGGCGGCGGACGCCUACCCCAACUGGCUCCGGUUCCACAUCGGCAUCAACCGCUACGAGCUGUACUCCAGACACAACCCCGCGGUCGAAGCCCUGCUGCACGACCUCGGGGUGCAGAGGAUCACCAGCGUCGGUAGGUGCCCGCGCCCCGCCUUUCCAUGGGGCCGGGCUGCUGGGGCUGGAGAGCUGGGAAGCCGGCCACCUGCUGGAGGGGCGCUGCCCGGGCGAUUUAUGCCGCGGGCUUCCAGGUGGAGGCGCCUGCAGGCUGGGCCGCCUUGUGCUGUUGCCAGCCUCGUCAUGACGUUCCAGAAUUAUGGGCAAGCGCUGUUCAAGCCCAUGAAGCAAACGAGAGAGCAGGAGACGCCCCCGGACUUUUUUUAUUUCUCUGACUACGAGAGACACAAUGCGGAGAUCGCCGCCUUCCACCUGGACAGGAUCCUGGACUUCCGCCGGGUCCCCCCUGUGGCUGGCAGGACGAUCAACAUGACCAAGGAAAUCCGGGAUGUCACACGAGACAGGAAGUUGUGGAGAACAUUCUUCAUCUCGCCAGCCAACAACGUCUGCUUCUACGGGGAGUGCUCCUACUACUGCUCCACGGAGCACGCGCUGUGCGGGAAGCCGGACCAGAUCGAGGGCUCGCUGGCCGCCUUCCUGCCAGACCUGUCGCUGGCCAAGAGGAAGACGUGGCGGAACCCCUGGCGACGCUCAUAUCACAAGCGCAAGAAGGCGGAGUGGGAGGUGGACCCCGACUACUGCGAGGAGGUGAAGCAGACGCCCCCAUAUGACAGCAGCCAUCGCAUCCUGGACAUCAUGGACAUGACCAUUUUCGACUUCCUCAUGGGAAACAUGGACCGCCACCACUACGAGACGUUCGAGAAGUUUGGGAACGAGACGUUCAUCAUUCACCUGGACAACGGAAGGGGGUUUGGGAAGUAUUCCCACGACGAGCUUUCCAUCCUGGCACCCCUACAGCAGUGCUGCAGGAUCAGGAAGUCCACGUACCUGCGGCUGCAGCUCCUGGCCAAGGAGGAUUACAAGCUGAGCCUGCUGAUGGCAGAGUCCCUGCGGAAGGACCGGGUGGCCCCCGUCCUGUACCGGCCGCACCUGGAGGCCCUGGACCGGCGGCUGCGUGUCGUCCUGCGCACCGUGAGGGGCUGCGUGGAGAAGGACGGGCUGCGCAGUGUGGUGGACAAUGACCUGGACCCCGAGCACAGAGGCUCCACCCAGAGGUAGUGACCACGAGUCGCCGGCCCGCGCUGCAGAGGGACACAGUUCCCGCACCAUGGGGGGACACAGGUGCCCGCGCCGCGGAGGGACACGGGAGCGCGCCAUGAACUCGAGCCACCGGCCAGCUCCCGGUUGGGAACCUCGGAAACGUGAGGUCAUCGGCAGUGGGUCCCACGGAACGCAGUCUAUUCGUUUUCAAGGCUGGACAUGGUUGGGGAGCGGGCGCCCUGUGCUCACGGACAGAGGUGGCCGACGGCAGGGCGACCCCCCCACUUCUUGUAGGGAAGAGAAGUCUUUAUUGAUGGUUUUGUAUUCAUCCACGGAUCCUAUGUACAUAAACAGACGUCUGCCAGGCCCCAGACCACCCACCAAAUUCACGCGAGAGGGCCGCACCCCUCGGCCAGGUCCUGGAAAGGGUCCUGGCGCCCCAGACCCGGCUCUGAAUAAAAACCCUUCUGUGCUCCCCUCCGGGGUCACGUUGGGGCCACGAGUCCCUUCGCGGAUUUGCGCUGACAGACGGACACGCGCACGUGGUUCUCGAGUGGCAGAAAUGACCAGCUGUCCUGGCAGCGCCUGGACUUCGUUGGGUGGCGCCGGGCCGCAGCUCGUCCGACUGCUUCGGGGACCUGGUGUAGCUGCGUCCCGCGCGCGGACCCCGCGCCGCCGGCAGCGGGCUCGCCUCCGCCGCAUUUUCGUGGAAUAGUUUGCAAUGUGAGAAAGUGCAAUAAAGAUACAGCAAAUGUGUUAGGGGCCUGGGGGGUCCAGGUCUCUCGCA